AUGGCAAACAGCGUACAAACAAUAGGUCACAAGCUCGGAAGGUCAGAGACAAGGAAAUAUUCUACCCAUCCAGACAAUCCUGAAAUAAAAGUAUCUCUCUGUCCUUGCAAUGAUCCUUUUGUAAACCUGGAAAGGCUAAAUUCGUUUGAAUAUGAGUGGACAAGGAAAGAAAGAAGUACGCGACCUGAAUAUAAACUACAAAGAUUGCUGGGAUUGAGGGACGUACUUAAUCAUCUCCUGAUGCCAAGAGGACACUUCCCAGAUUACUUGGAAGCAGACAAAGAAACUCGAUUUGCUGUUAUAGGUUUCUUGACAUUUAAGGAUGCCUUUCAAUUAUACUCUUCGCAAAUAUUAUUUGAACAAGUUGAUGAAA
Molecule: messenger RNA, 373 nt
Organism: Paramuricea clavata
Lineage: Eukaryota; Metazoa; Cnidaria; Anthozoa; Malacalcyonacea; Plexauridae
Source: the annotation of a GenBank genome assembly